AUGCCAUCCAUCGACCAGCAGCCCAUCGCCAUCGACUACACCAAGUACUUCAGCCAUGAGUCUCAGAACAGGCAGAGGUCCCAGCUCAAGGAGCUCAGGCCGUACUUUGAGAUACCUGGCAUGAUUAGCUUUGGUGGGGGUAUUCCUAACCCUUCUACGUGGCCUGUUAACGGUAUGACCCUCUCGGUGCCGUUCGCCAACAAGUCCGUCUUUGUCCCAGGUUACAACACUCGCUCUCCUGAGGGAAUGCUCCCCGCUGCUCCCUACACCGAGCCUCUCAAAACAGAGCCUCUCCGCCCCGACCUCGUCGGAGAGCUGCAAUACGGCUCUACGUAUGGCCCUAAGCACUUGCUCGAAUGGAUCAAGGGACAUAUCGAGAGACUCCACGCGCCCCCUUACGCUGAUUGGGACAAUCUGUGUACCGCGGGGAACACAGAUGGAGCGGAUGCUGUUAUGAGGUCUAUCUUCAACAAGGGUGAUUAUGUGCUGGUUGAGGAGUUCGCUUACCCGGGUCUUCUGAGCCCUGCUGCUACUAUCGGCCUCAAGACGCUCGGUGUUCCUUUGGACAGGGAAGGCGUUAAUGCCACUGCUCUUGACGAGAUGAUGUCGACUUGGGACGAAAGCAGAGGUCCGAGGCCCAAGAUGCUCAUCCUUGUACCAACUUGUUCCAACCCCUGUGGAAGUACCAUUCCUGUACACCGCAAGCGCGAAAUCUACGCCGUGUGUCGAAAAUGGGACUUGCUCAUCUGCGAAGAUGAUCCUUACUGCUUUCUUCAAAUCCGACCGAACGGCGCCGACAGCCCCAUUGUCCCCAGUUUCCUCUCUCUCGACACUGACGGCCGAGUCAUCCGUAUCGAUAGUUUCUCAAAGAUUGUCGCGCCGGGCAGUAGGCUGGGGUUUAUCACCGCCCACAAGAUGCUGUUGGAGAAGAUCAUGAAUUCCCGUGAAAGCGCUACUCAAUGUCCAUCGGGAUUCUCUGUUGCUGCUAUCUCGGCUAUCUUGAGGGCUUGGGGCGGACAUGAAGGGUUUGAGCGAGAGUAUCUGCCUCACAUUUCGCAAAUCUACUCCAAACGAUGCCUCACCCUCCUCGCCCUCCUUGAAAAGUAUGCUCCAGAUAGAACGAUCGAGCUCCCUGCCCCAUCUGGCGGUAUGUUCCUUUGGGUCCGCCUCAAGAUCGAGAACCACCCCGCAUUCACAUCCUCUUCCUCCCUCGCCCCAGAGGAAAUCUCAAAGCAGAUCUUCCAAUCAUUUAUUUCUGAGAAAGUAUUGAUGGCGCCGUCGCACUUUUUCAAGGCGCCGUCCGACAAGGUAUGGACGAGGGAGGAAGAGGCGGAGAAAAUCUUUGUGAGGUUGAGCUUCUCGUGUCCGGAAGAUGAGGAGAUGGAGGAGGGGGUGAAGAGGAUGGUAAGGGCUUUAAAGAAGGAGUGGGCGCUCCGAGAUGAGUAA
Messenger RNA from Cryptococcus wingfieldii CBS 7118, 1446 nucleotides. RefSeq names its product aromatic amino acid aminotransferase I. Gene Ontology annotation, molecular function: aromatic-amino-acid:2-oxoglutarate transaminase activity; pyridoxal phosphate binding; L-2-aminoadipate:2-oxoglutarate transaminase activity. NCBI's taxonomy places the organism in Eukaryota, Fungi, Basidiomycota, Tremellomycetes, Tremellales, Cryptococcaceae. Gene Ontology annotation, biological process: L-tyrosine biosynthetic process; aromatic amino acid catabolic process. The coding region runs from base 1 to 1446 and encodes 481 amino acids. The transcript has 8 exons. The record is from RefSeq and is a predicted model, not a curated record.